AUGGCUCAGGGACUCUGGCCAGAUCAUGAGGGCGUGUCGCCCGAACUUAACCUCCCUCAUCAAGAGCGGGUCGACCGUCAAAUGAUCCGGCACCUACUUGGCAAAUACUCACGAGAGGAACUGGGGCGCUUGCUACAAGAAGAAGGACGCCUGUCACCAUCAUCAUCAUACGAGGAACGAUCCUUUAUGCUUUCCAGUAGCAACACGUCCAACCGAAGCUCGCACGAUGAUUCAUCAAACGUGUUCGACACAACAGGCAGCAGCAACACAUUCUCAGAUACGUCGUCGACAUGUGGCAGUGUCGCCUCCAACGUCUCGCCUCGAGCAAGCAACAACAACAACCGCAAGCGCAACGCAAGCCCGUCGGCAACUCGAGGUAGCAUAGCCCUUACGGACGAGUCGUCGUGGGACGCCGAGGACGCCACUCCUACCACAGCAGCUCCCAAGCAAAAGGGUUCCUUCACCUGCGGAUUCUGUCUCGAGGAGGGCAUUCAGAAGACAUGCACGCGCAAGAACGACCUCAAGCGCCACAUGGAAGACUUCCACCACACAAACGCACAAUGGUUCUGCAGGCAUCGGGGCUGUCAGAUGGUGUUUGACUGGCAGACGGCUUACAAGGCGCAUCUCAAGAACGCCCACGGCGGGUCAAGGAUGAACCUGGACGAUGCCAAGAUCCCACUGUGUCCGCAGACGGUGUUCGCGUGCGGCUUCGAGAAUUGUCUCCAGGUCUUCGAGGCGCCAAGCGAUGCCCAUGCGGGCCCUACCUUCAAGGAGUACGUGAGCCAUGUCGUCAAGCACUUUGACGAGGGCGCCAGCAGCGGCCAGUGGAGCUACUCGGCCAGGAUGCGCAACCUGCUGCGGCAGUCAAGCGUCCUCAACACCUGGUCGCAGUCGCUGUGGCCAGAUGCAGAUCCGAGCCGCCUGCGGUGGAAUUCCCAAACGAGCAGCGUCCUGAGAAAGCGGCUAGAGACUAGACACCUUGGCGACAUGCAGUUCCUUGUCCAGUACGCCAUCGCGCUUGGGUCCAGCCCCAAUGGCGCCAUUCAGAACUUCCGCGCGGACUUUGUCACUCCCAUCCGCAGCGAGUGCCGGCUGGCCAUCCACGGCCACGCCAGGGCAGCUGUUCCGUCCGCCACGCCGACUCCUGAGCCAGACCACAUGGUCCAGUACGGCAUGCCGACGGGCGGUCCGAAUCCGGCCAUGGUCGCCUAUUACCAGCGGCACGCAUACAUGCCCCAGCCGGCGCAGCCGCAGCCGCAGAUGCCCUCGUCGGGCUACAGCUUUCAGAAUGCACCUCCCUCUCCGGGAUACGAUGCCCACCACCAGGCUUUGCAGCAGCAGCAGCAGCAGCAACAGCAACAGCAGCCGCAGCAGCAGCCGCAGCCGCAGCCGCAGUACAUGGGCAUGUCCGACACACCGAUGGUAGGGUCGGAUUACGUGCCACAUGCGAAUAGCAAUCUCCAGCCUAUGCCCGGUGCUUAUGCCACCAACGGCAUGCAGAGUCCCGCACCCACGGACAUUUGCGGUGCCGCAAGCCUGGGCUCGAACCUGGAGCAGCGGACCAAUACGUACGCAUACAACUCGUCUCCAUACGCAUAUUGA
Trichoderma citrinoviride is the source of this 1602-nucleotide messenger RNA. RefSeq lists its product as hypothetical. The record is from RefSeq and is a predicted model, not a curated record. Lineage: Eukaryota; Fungi; Ascomycota; Sordariomycetes; Hypocreales; Hypocreaceae. The transcript has 2 exons. The coding region runs from base 1 to 1602 and encodes 533 amino acids.